This is a messenger RNA of Chroicocephalus ridibundus (black-headed gull), 1078 nucleotides long. RefSeq names its product cell death inducing DFFA like effector c (gene CIDEC). The transcript is spliced from 6 exons. The record is from RefSeq and is a predicted model, not a curated record. Gene Ontology annotation, biological process: apoptotic process; regulation of apoptotic process. The coding region runs from base 167 to 880 and encodes 237 amino acids. Lineage: Eukaryota; Metazoa; Chordata; Aves; Charadriiformes; Laridae.
AAUUGUGUGGCCAGCAGGACUGGGGCAGUGACCGUCCCCCCUGUGCAAGGCCCCGCCUCAAAUACUGUGUCCAGUUUUGGGCCCCUCACUACAGGAAAGACAUUGAGAUUCUGGAGCGAGUCCAGAGAACGGCAACGGAGCUGGCUGUACUGUGCUCCUUACAAAGAUGGAUUAUGCCAAGUCCCUGAGCCUGCGCCUGGCUGCCCCUGUCUCCAAAUGUGUCUCGGCAAGUGCCUCCAUGACCCAGCAGCUGCUGUCAAGCCCAGCCCCACGACCCCGACCCUUCCGUGUCUGCAACUGGGACCGCAGUCUGCGGAAGGGCAUCAUGGCACACAGCCUCGCUGAGCUGCUGCGCCAGGCUCAGAGCGCCCUGCUCGCCCCGGGUCUUGUCUCGCUGGUGCUGGAUGAGGAUGGAACAGUGGUGGAGACAGAGGCUUUCUUCCGGACGCUGGAGGAGGGCACAGUGCUGAUGGCUCUGAGCAAGGGGCAGACCUGGGCUCCUUCUAAGACCCCUGGUUACCAGCUGAGCCUGUCCCGCAAGCCCCCUCGGAGGAUCGACGUUGCGUGUGUCACAUUUGACCUCUACAAGACCAAUCCGCGGGACCUGGGCUGCCUCAAUGUCAAAGCCACGCUCUACGGCACCUACAGCAUGUCCUAUGACCUGCGCUGCUAUGGGGCCAAGCGGCUGAUGAAGGAAGCCCUGCGCUGGACGCUCUUCACCAUGCAGGCCACUGGCCACGUCCUGCUCGGCACCUCCUGCUACAUGCAGCAGCUUCUGGAUGCCACGGAGGAGCCGAAGGAGACGGAGACCAGCCCAGCACUUCAGAGCCUCCUGCCCUGCAGCCUCCCACCCUUGCCCCGCAGGAAGACACUGCAGUGAGGGUCGAGUGCCCUGUUCCCCCUCCUCUGUCAACCCCCCAGUCCCUGGGGCUCCCAGCACCCUGCUAGGUCAAUGCCUGGGGGGAGGCUGCCAUGGUGCCUGGCACAACCUCUCCUUGCACCCCGCUGGCUGAGCACAGCCAGCUCUUCUCUGUAAUAUCUACUACUCUGUAAAUAUAUUUAUUUAAGUAAAGCUCUA